AUGGUACUCAGCAAGGUUCGAGGAUGGGUAUCGCUUUCGUGGACCUAUUUAUGGGCGCUCUGGUUUUUGUUAGUAGUCGUGCUCAUCUACGCUCUUCGUGGCCCCUUGAAGAUCUCAGAAUCGUUUGAAAAUGGUAUUUUUUUUGUUUUCGAAGUAAAAGUAAGAAGUUUGGUUCAGUUUCCGCUUCAUCAUAUUUCAACAACCUCACCCCGAAGUUCUACGUGGCUCUGACCGGAACUUCGAGUUUGGUGUCCGGCAUCAUUUUGAUCUUCGAAUGGUGGUACUUUAAAAAGUAAGUGCAUUGAAAAUGAUAUCAGUAUGGAAUUUGAGAGUUUCACAUUAUUUUUAUAACGUUUCGUGUUAAAGUAAUGCAGUCGACACGGGGAGUGAAGACGGGAGUGACAACGAAGACAGUAUAGAGAGCACGAAAAGCAUCCCAGGUUUUCUUUUGAAAGAAACAGUGCUUGAAAAACGAGAUGAUUAGUUUCAGUCGAGUGCAAAGUGUGGAGGAACCCCAUGGCGUUGCUCCGCGGCGCCGAAUACAACAGAGUCAAGAAAACGCAAGGCCUUGAGCCGCUCACCUACUACGACAUGAACCUCUCGGCUCAGGACCACCAGAGUUUCUUCACCUGCGACGAAGACAACGGCAAGCCGGACUAUGAAAGUGAGGAAAAGAAGAAAUUCUUACAAGAAGCCCGCUUUACUUUUUCGAAAAAACCCUCAAAAUCCGUCAAAAUAGGCCAUUUUGGAACUUCGAGCCUUCACUACUCGAAAACUAAGAAUAUGUGCAGGUUGAGUUUUUCAGAAUCUUUUUCUGGUACUUCAAUGAAAGUUCUGGCCAAUUUUCAGAGAAUUCCUAUAAAAUGGCUUCCCUUGUCAGUGGAAGAUUUGAAAAUGAAGUUUUGCAAUGGAAUGUUUUAGUAAUGCAAGUGGCAUGGCGAGACCGCGACAGCCAUUCGAGGAUCGCCGCCGCCCACGAAGCCCUGAGGAUAAAUCCGGAAUGUGCUCCGGCUCUGAUCCUACUAGCCGAAGAAGAGUGCGACACGGUCACAGAGUCUGAAGCCAUGUUGAGGUAGUUCUCAAUUGAAAUCUGAAAUUUUCCAACAUAGAUACUUUAGAAGAGGGUUUGGAAUUUAUUGAAAUAAAGUAUUUUAAUGAGAUUUUUUGAGUAAUGCGAAAUUGAAUUGAAAUUUUCUGCUCUAUGUAAAGAUCCUUGUAUCUGCCUAAAAUUCUAGUUUUUUAAAUCAAAAUUUCCGAUUUUAAAAACAUUGAAAACAAAUUAAGGGUAUCCUCUAGACAGCUGCAGAAUGAUUUCACAACUUCAUUAAAAUUUUCAAAGCUUGCAUUAAAAUCACCCUUUCAAAAUCACCUUUCGCAUCAUUGAUGCAAGAAUUUUUGAACAUAACGUGAAAUAAAAACCAAUUUUAAUGAUGAGAAGACAUUUUUGAAAGCACUUCUAGCGACACUCAAAGUUCUCUUCAUCAGCUGAUUUUUGCGACUUUUUUAAAGUUUCAAAUUAUUUCAAAGUUUAGUUCUGUGUUUGCAGAAGAGCGUUGAAAGCGACAGAAACGGCUUUGGCGGCUUCUGCGACGGGGCCUGGAGGCCAGCUUUCCUCGUUUCAGGACCGUGUCGGAGAAAUGUUCACUCGUCAUGCCCGACGUGAGAUUUCAGAUCUUCAAAAUCAACUGAGACUUCUGUUUCCAGGUCGAGAUCUCAACAUGCACAUGUACAUCAAAAGACGGUUGGCCAUGUGUGCGCGGAAGCAGAGUCGACUCCGGGAGGCCGUCAAAAUGUUCAAAGAGGUUCGCAGUUGAUUUUUAAUCCUAAUAUUGAAGUUUUAGUGUUAAAAAGAACUCAGUUAUCUUCAAAAAACCAAAAUUUAUUAGGAACAGCAUUGAGUAGAAAACAGGCUGUAGAGAAAAGACGAAAAACAACAGUUGAAAAAAGAAAAAAAAUUUUUUGUUGAAACUGAAUUGUUCGAAAUGAAUAGAGGGUGUAGGUCGAUGAUUUGAGGUGAUAUUCAUAAAAUAAUUGACCCGAAUAUCAAAUUUUUGAGAGCAAAAAAAAAGUUAUAAAUCUCUGAAGUUUUUUUUUCUAGUUAUAGAGUGAGUUUUGUGUGACAAAGACGGAUACCGUUUGAUUGAGGAAUAAAAAAUAUAAUAAAUUGUCCCAAGCCUUUAAGUUUUAUGCGAAUACGGGGGCUUUAAUGGAACAGAUAACCUUGAAAAGAAGAAAAAAAAUUAUUUGAAGCUCAAGAAAUGCGUUAUAAGCAGAUAUAAAGAAGUUUUAAAAACACGAUAAUAAUUUGAUAGGCUUCAAAAAAAAAAUGGGAUACUGUGGUCUAACUAGAUAAAUAACCAAAAACUGCUCAAAAAUUUUUUGUUCAAGUGGAAAUUUAGUUGAAAUGGAAUGUGUUUAAAAUCUCGUUUAGAUGACGAGGGAAGGGACGAUGGGGACGAUUCUGAAUGUCCAAGAGAAUUUGAUAGAGGCUUGUUUGGAGAUGCAGUCCUACGCCGACGUGCAGGCUCUUCUUGUAAGAUACGAUGGAUACGGUGCUCCUUGUUCCUACGGUAAGUCAAAAGUUUUGAUAAAAAUAUUAGGAAAAAUGGAAGUCAGAUUGAAACGUUUUUUCAGAUCUUCGUGAGCCGAGGUCAGCCGUCCUGAGCUACACGUCAGCGCUGCUCAAGGCGAGAGCCGUGGCCGAAAAGUGAGAAGAAGGGCAUUUCAGAGGCUAUAUGAGUUGAUGUUCAGCUUCCGAUGCUCGGUGGACAAUUCGAUGCGCCGCGGGAUCUCUUCGGCAGAAGCGACGGCUAUCGAGGCGAUCACUCGGGCCAUCGAAUUCAAUCCACACGUCCCACUUUAUUUGCUCGGUAAGAAAGGAAUAUAAACAUAGUAGUCGAGGCUUGAGAUUUGUAGGACAUUCAAGUCAAUGAGUGAAUAAUUCUUGAUACGAUAAAGUUAACGUGGAAUCAGUGAAGUCUCAUUCAAAAAUCGUUGAAAAGGCGAGAAUUAGAGGGAAGUCGCAUCAUAAAUUUAAGAAAAAAAUACCAAUCUUCUUGAAAGUUUUUAGGUAAGUUAAGAAAAUUUUUCAAUUUCAAGAAAAACAAACUUGCGUGUGUUUUUUGUCCCAAUCCAGCCGUGACAGGCGAGAUAAAUUUUUAAAAAUUUUGAUUUCGCUUUCUUGUUCCUAACAACUGAGGGCCAGAUCCGGGCGCUUCAUGCCCGAUCCUGCCCUCCACCAUUUUUGAUUUCAGUGUUUUUCGUUUCUUUUUCGAAAAAGUUUUUAUUGUAAACCACUUCCAGUCAGUUCGUCAGCAGAAUUUUUUAAAAAUCGAAUGAAAAUUACAGAAAAGAGUCUUCAAAUACAUAUUUUUUUUCACCCCACAAAGUUCUGACGCAACAAUUAUUAGGAAAAGUUCAAAAAAAUUAUUUUUAGCUACUUUGGCAUGAUCUGCCAUAGCAGUUCGGGAAUGUUGCGCCCUAGAAAACGAAAUUUUAUGAAGUGACUCUAGUGUCAUGAUUCGAAUUAUAAAUGUAAACGAUUCAAAACACUUCCGGACCUGAUUUCCCUACUUCUGAUAUGGGAGAAAUGAACCAAUCCACGUGUCACUCUCAUUCAGAAAUGAGACCGAUGAUUCUGCCACCGGAACAUUAUCUGAAACGCGGCGAUUCCGAAGCAUUGGCCUACGCCUUCUUUCACAUCCACCACUGGAAACGGAUCGACGGCGCUCUUCAGUUAUUGAGAUACACGUGGAAAGGAGGUUUCCAUUCGGUCAUUUUUAAUUUUGAAUUGAUUAUUAUCUAGAUUUUGCUUCUCGCUUUUCAAUGAGUGGCUACUGCUAUCCGUAUUCUCCUCAACUUGAGACAGCUGACAGGGAACUUUUGCCAGGUAAACUUUAUUUGAAAACAAAAGAACAUUUUUUGUAUUGUUCUCCGACGCCUCAGGAUGUCUGUAUUUGAGAAUAAAUGAAUUGAAAAAUUGAGCGGAGUCAUGGAAAAAAUAACUCUUUUCGAAGGCUGUGAAAAAUGCUGUAUCGUUUGAUAAAGAAAUUUUUUCCAUUGCAGCGUGGCAUGAAGUUUCGGUGUUCCCGAAAAAGGAAAGCGCCAUUUUCGCCUUGCUUCAGACUUUGAUCUGUCUCGGAAUCUGUGCACUUGCUCUCUUCAUUCAUCAUUAUCCCAACAGCGCCAAUCAAAUGAUCCAUUCGGUUUGUUGAUGAAAACAGUUGUGACAGAAAUUUUAGUUUUGACUGUGAAAAAAAAAAUUAUUUAGUCAAGUGGAAGCUUUUUUUAUCAAUUAUAAGGCAUGCUGGUGAAGUCGGUUCACUACUGAAAAUCUUCAGGUAGUCAUCUGGAGCAACAACUUUAUCGACCAAGUGGCCGAAGGCCUUUCCCAGUGGGUUCCUCAUAACGUCGUCAGUCUUCUGGCCUCGAAACCUGUCCCCGUUGCCGAAAACUGAAAAGUUGAAUAAUCUACUAGUUCCGUUCACAUAUCCUCGUUAUCCAUUUUUCUCAAUAUUCCAUUAUUUGUUUGCAAACUUUCCUGUCAAUAGAAUGUCGUGUACAACUGCAUAAAAAAAACUAGUCGCGUAUUGUCUUUAACUCUUGCCGAUGAAACUCGAGCAUUUUCUUCGCAAUUUUCCUAAUUUAUGGCACUUUUCUUAUCUCACUGGUGUUUCCCAAGUUGCAUCUACCAUGAUCUCUAAUCUGUUUUAAACACUGUUCCGUUAUUUUGAAUAAAUUCUAAAUUAUUCUCCGAAUUUCUUCCAAAAAAUGGUAUUUCUCCCAAGAAAAUAUCUGGAAGUUUGGUGAUCUCGGAUAAAAAAGAGAAAAAAACAUUUUUCAGAUGGGAUCAACCACACCAAUAGACACGAAAAAGUUGGUAGAAGCCUUGUUGGGCGACCUCCGGCUUUUGUCCCAGGAAGCGAAAAAGAAACAGAAUCAUGUCAAGGAGGUACCUUUUAGAAAUACCUAGUUUUUGGUUCGGAAAAAUACGGAGCAACUUGCAAAAAAAAUAAUAAUAAUAAUUUCGGGCGCAAUUAAUAGAAAAAUCAACCCAGUGAUUUUUUCAAUUGCAAGGGGCUUCAAAAAUUCCCAGAAAAUUUUGAAAAUGUGUACGCUUUCAAAAUGGCAUAAAAAAGGAUAGCAAAAAGGAGAGCGUGAAAAAAAGCUAAAAUAUGGCGAAAAGGUUCCUUUAACGAGCCUUUGCUCAAAAACGGGUAAAAUUGGUUGAGGCAGGGAGACCUUUGGACUUUCUAUAUGUAGUACCGUCAUAGCUGAUUCACGGCUAGCUUGAGCCAUUGAAAAAUGGGUCCUGACACGAUAAUGAAAGAGAAAAUAUCUGGCUGGUGAAGAGUAUAGACUGGCCACGCUCUUUUGAAUUUCAAGCCAGCCAUGAAUCGGUUCUAUCAUUAGUAAGCAUAUGCCAAACAAAUACGGAAUCUUCAAUUUAAAAAACCCACAAAAAAUUUAAACUUCAGGCAGCAGAAUCGGGUGUGGCCCGAAUCAGAAAUAUCAGCACGGCGUCGGGCGAAAAGUCGUUGCUGACGAACCUCCGCGCGGCUUGCACCGAACUCCUGCACCCGCUGAUCCUCGCCUGCGCCACGAGACACACUCGUCUGGUCCAAAUCGCCCUGCAGGGUAUCCAGAGACUCAUCCAGCACAGGAUCCUCAGCUCGGUCAGCUUCACAAACGAUUUUCUGACAAUGCCAAUUCAUUGGGCGAACCCUAAAAAGUUUACUUUUAUGGAACUUUACAUGACCUUUUUUUUAACACCUAUUCAUCUUUUGAAAAUGAACCUCAUUGAUAAAAGCUCAUGAAAAGCCUGGGAAAGUUUCUUGAAUUCCUUAAAAAAGAUUUUGAUUUUUCGGAAUUUCUCGCCUUCGAUAAUAGGAACAUUGAAAGUUACAAAACGUGGAAAGGUUUUUUCUUUUUUAAUCUCGAAAAAAUGUUUGAAGGCGUUUUCUAGUUUUCAUACGCUUUCUGAUAGUAUAAAGUUCACUUAUAAAAAAUAAUUAAAGGUUUUAUUUUGCGAAAAAAAUCGACAAGCUUUGUCUUACUGUUUCUCGGUUCCUUGAUUAUUCCCAACUUUCCGUUAAAACGAUAAUUGGGUUUUUUCCCCGUUAAUUUCCUCAGUUUCAAAUUUUCUCUGUGAUUUCUGAGCAGCAAAAAAAAGGAUUUACAAGAGGAUUUUCAUAAAAAUGAAGCAAAAAAUAAAUUAUCAUUUUGCGUUUGAAAUUGAUACUUAAUUUUAAAAUGAAAGAAAACUGAAUUGAAAAUGUUCAGAGCGGAGCAGGAGUAGUCGUCAACGAACUGUGGGGUCUCGUCGAAGACGAAUGUGAAGAGGUUUUUUCGAAUUAUCCUUUUCAGUUUCUCCAAAUUUAUUUUUCCAGUUGCGCGUCCUGCAAACCGUCCCUCCGCUCGUUUCUUCUGAACUCAUCGUCACAGGAAAUACUCUUGCAAAAGUUCGGUUUACUCCAAUUUUUAACCUUUCUUAUGAGAAAAAAUGGCAGAAAAUAUGCUUUUGGGGCUGUUUAUUCCUUCUAAGAACUAGGAGACUUUGAAGAAAUUUCUUUUCCAUGUCAAAAUUGGAUUUUUCAGUGUAUUGUCAUGUGUUUCCGGCUGCAUUUCGCCAAAGAUACGAUUGUGAUAAAUGCAGCGUCGGCCGCAGUUCGACAACUCGUUUGCUGCGUUUUUGAACGGGUCGUACAGGUAUUUUCAUUGUUUUAGACAUUUUUACGAUCAUUUUUUGAUGAUUUAAGUGCACUGGACAAUUCAAUGUGUGGUAAAUUUCCCAUAAAAGCUUUAAUUUUUAAAAAAAUGGCCAGAAAAAUGAAAUUUCAAAUGCUUUUUUUAAUCUCCAUUCAAGCUUCUUCUCUAGAAAGUUUUUCGGCUUUCAAGAAAAAGAACUUUAAUCUAGUUAGAUAUAUGUUUCAAGGACUUUACUUUAAAAAAAUCUGAUUUUUGUUCAAUUGAGUAAAAAGCAGUAUAGUGUGAAAGUAAAUAUUUAGUGAUUUUGUAAGGAAGUUUCCAUAAAAUGUCAAAUGUGGAGAAUCUGCUGGUCAGUUUUCUUUUCAGUGUUUUUCAUGUUAUUUUGGUGAAUAUUUGAAAAUAAAAUCCCCUAGUUAAAAUAAAUCCGUUAGCUUUGAAAAAAAGUAGCCUAUAGGCUUGUUACAGAAAGAAAUCCUCCUUCAAUCAUUUUUCAAAUGUUUCCUUCAAACUUCCAUGAAUUUCCAGAAUGAAUGAGCCUAGGGUCGAAAAAAAAAUAGAGAGGAGCCUUCUAAUGACCAAUUUUGGUCAUGAAAUGAAGAAAAACCAGAUAUUCAUUCUCAAAUGGGCUUUCAUAAUAAUUAUUGAUGAUCUAUGCUCACAAUGGUGAUCAAUAGGAGGACGGGAUUUUCUCUUCUGAGCUCAAAGUCGUUUCUCCUUCUGGAGGCCGCCCAUCUCCUCGUGCCGCCCCUCCGACCCUUCGGCCUUGUGCCGCCGACGCCUACAUGCUCUUCCGAGUUCUCAUCUCCCCUCUCAUCAAUUCUGAAAGAACCGUUCAGGAUCUCUGUUUGCUAAUCAACGCGGAACCAUCGAUUUGGCUUGUUGGCAUUCAAGAAAUGACGCGGACCCUCGGUUUGGAACUCCUCGAGUCACUUUUGAAGGGAUUUCCUUCAGUUUUCAUCAGGGUCAGCGUUCGGUUUUGUAGGCUUCUUUAUUUUGAAAUGUUGCAGCACACAGAGUUCGGCGGUUUGCUGCGCGACGACGUUUGUCCGCUGAUUAUUCGUCUUUUUUCUCCAAAUGUUAAAUCGAUACAGGUACGUUUUCAGCUUCUUCUGGUUUGAAAACUUGGAUUCAGAGGUUUUGAAUUAAAAACAACACAAAACAAGUAUAUCAAGAAUAUCAAUAUAAAAAUCUGCUCUGAAGUUUUUCGCCUAACAAACUUUUUAUGAAUGAAUAAUAAUUUUUCCAUAUUUUUUUUGAAAACUUCAAAUAUACUUCCAGUUUCAAAACCUCAUCAAAUACGAAAAGCUUGAGAAGAACAUGAUAAAGAAAUGUUGUUUUUCUGUCAUUUUUAUGGUUCUUCUUUCCAGGUGAGAAGUUAUUUGAUGAUCUUUCUGGUCAAGAGAGCUUUGAUUUUUGUGCGUUUUCCCAAAUCAGCAUUUUGAAAACAGAUAAAAUUUCCCGAAAUUGUAAAAGUUCUGAGUUUCUGUGAGAUUUUUGGUCUGUCCUUAAGCUAGUUUUUGUUUCUAUAAUGAAAUCAGAGAUGAUCACAAAGUGUUAAAAGUUAAUUCCGUGUUCAAAGUCAUUUCUGAGAAGUAAAUUUUGGAGAGUCAGUGAUAGUUUUGAAUUUUGCAGAAGUUAUUUUAAACACGGAAUAAUAAAGUUUUUUUGGCCCCAGUUUUGCAAUAUUCAAAGGUUUCAGGUGGCUUCUCAACACCCAUCCUCCCGCUCAUCCAUUACAAGCCUUUCAAAUGUCGACCGUCCGUUUUUCCCGAUCGCAAUGCGACUCGUGAGAAUCGUCACCCUUCUCGUCUCUUUCUAUCAUCAAAUUUUGGUAGUUUCUGUAGUUUUCUAGACAAAAUAACACCUUUCUUAGCCCACCGAAUGUGAGAUUUUCAUCUCGACCCUGUUGAAAUUUGUCGACGGCGACAAAAAAGGCUGGCAACGUCCUUUGGCCUUGGAGGCUCUCCACAGAAUCAUUGUCCGAUCUGAUCUUGUCAGGUUUUUUUUCCAACAAGUUAUGGUUUGAAGUACAAUGAUGUAGAUGGAUCUGCGAAACGUUCGACUCGAAAUCGAACUCGACCAAAGUUUUGGAAAACGUCUCGACUUGUCUCGCCUCAGUUGUACAGCAGUGUCUUAUCGCCACUCAGUACAGUUCGGCUGGUUCGUUCUUUCUUUCUUUAUAUUGAAAGCCAUUGGGUUCAAAAUCUUGUGUGCUGUGAGAGUUCGUGAAAUUGGAAUCCAAUGAAUUAGGCAAAUUUUUUCUUCAUUUUUUUGUUACCUGGUUCAAGUUUUCUUUUCUUAGAAGAGAAUGGAAACCGUUUCAGUCGAUAUUUUUGAAACUAGUUUCAAAUUUUUUAUAUUUUUUUCAAGUUAAUGCCAUCAGAAGUUUACAUUUUUUUGAUUCGACUUAAAUGUUGAAGCUUCAAAAAAACUAUUCUUAUCACACCCCCCGCUCAAUAAUGGUUCAUCGGAAUUAAGCUUAAGGAAGUUUUCCUAUCAAAAAUUAACGAAUUUAAUUUACUCCUUACCUUUUCUUUUUAUUAUUUAGUUUUAAUUUGAGUUGAGUCAAGAAAAUGUAGGCGAGUGGAGGAUUCUCUCAAAGAACUUUUUUUUUAGACCAAGAUCCGGAAAAUGACAGAGGCCAGGAAAGCGGUGGACCCGGCUUUUUUUCUGCAAGGGCUUCUGGGUGCCCUACGUUGAACAACUUUCUGCCAAAAAAUCCAUUCUGUAUGUUAAAACUUUGAAAAACAAUUAAAAAGAAUCUUAUCACCAGAAUAUUGAAUAUUCUAGCCUUUUUUUUGAGUUUUCAAAAAGUUUUGUACUUUUUUCUUGCGGAUUAUUAUCAAAAUCAUGAUGAAAUUUUGAAGAGAAGUCGCACCAAAAAGAAAAAGAUCUUUUUCUUAACAAAAAGGCAGCUAAAAUUAGAGAAGAUAGGCGAAAGUAUGUUAAACUCUCUUAUUUGACAGUAUUGACGCCUUGGACCGAAUGGAACCGCCGACAAUGCCCGAAGGAUACGCGAUAUCGCGUUGUUGCGUCGCGAUCUGCGACAUGACGCAGGCCGUCUACGCGGCAGUCGACGAGCUUUGCUUGCCCGGUUUCGUCGCCUCGUAUUCAACGUCAAAUAAACGACGUCUUCAGACGAGAAUCACAAGAGCGUCGACCAGAAUGUCCACGUCGCCGAGGUCGCCUUCAAAAGUUCGCAGCCGCCGCUUCUUUUUGCCGUCAGCCAACUUCUUUCUUCGAGGUCCAGAUGAUUUUGGAAAAUGUCUAUUCUCAGUUUCAAUCAUACUUUGAAAAGCUGUAGAAGUUUUUUUUUUAGUUUAAACGUUUUAUGACAAAAAAAUGGAAUUGAGCAAAACCAGUAAUUUGAAAUUUUAAAGUGCUUUUGAAGAAUAUCAAUUAUUUAUAUAACUUUUUUAAUGAAUAGGGAAACUUAUGGGAUUAGCUAUAUUCUCAUUUUCGAUCAGUUCUAUCGAUUUUUUUAAUCAUCGAAAGUGAAAAAUUGUUGAAAUUUAUUUAACGUUUAAGAAAAAUUUUUAAACUUCAAAAUUUCGAGUGUACAGAAGAGAAAGCGCUUUCAAACUGAUGAAAUUUUCAAAUUGGAGAGCUGUAUUUUUUUUUUAUCUGAAUAUUUCGCGAGACCUGAGAACGUAAAUUUAAGUUAACGAAGCGAAAAUAGGAACAUGUCUUCUAAACGUUUUCAGAAAGUUUAGUUUCAAGCAGUUUUUUUUUGUCCGAAAACUUUUGGGUAUUCUUAACUUUUUUUUUUGGAAUUUUAGCUCUACGAUUAUCUCCAUUUUUUCCUGUGUAAAGGACGUUUUUUUCUACAAUAUUUUUCAUUUUUCGUAAAUUUCCGUACAAAUAUAUAUGAAAAAUCGAUUUCUAAACCGUUCUGCGUGAUUUUCAUCAGUGAAUUUGUAACUUUUUUCGCUAUAUUCAAAAAAAAUUGAAGUUUCUCAAAAUUUUAGUUGCGACGAAACGGUGAGUGAUCAACUUCUGUGCUGCCUUUCGACGCUGAUUUCGGCCGGAUGCAGGUUUUUUCUCAUAAAUUUUCCGAUUAUUCAGUUUAAAAUGUUUUUUUAGAGUCAACGCCGACGUGGAACUCCAUCGAAGUGUCUACGCCCUGGCCAGCCUCAGCCUCCCGUCUCCCUCUUACUUAUCUCAGUUUGCCGCUGUGGCGCCUCCUAAAAUGGAAGGAACAGGUUCUUUUUCAUUCCACUGACGGCUUUUCAUUAGUAAGUAUAUCUUUUUUCCGAAUAACAUAAAAUAAUCAAAGACGUGACUUAUUAAUCUAUCGAAGUGUGGAUAAGAAUGAUAAUGAGAAUAAAAAGUGAUAAGGAUGACAAGAGAGAUUCAAGAAGGUGCAAUUUAUGCAAAUUAAUACAGGUCGUUCUGCCCGAGAUGUUAAAGUUUUUAAAGCGCAGCAGAAACAAAGCUACCAUAGAAGCUACUUUCUUUGCCCUUUUGCUCUACAGCAUUGCAAAAAGAAAAGGUCUUGAAGCGAAGUUUGGUCGAAUAUCGUCUAAUUUAAUAUACGGCCUUUUUUGCAAAAAAAAAAAUGGAACGAGCUGGGUUCUCAGAAAGAAAAAAAGGAAAAAAGUUAAUGGUAAAGGAAGAUUAGGAAUGUUAAAAAAGUUCGCUAACAGCUAUCUUAGUUAAAUUAGCUUAAUUUUUUAUUAUUGUUUCAACGAAAAGUUUAUUUUAGUGAUCAGAGACGUUAUAGAUUAUGAGUUGUUCACGGAUAUGGGCAGUUGGUCUUCUUCGACGCAAGUUAUGGCCACGGGUCCGCCCUGUCCUUGUCCGGUCAUUUCCACUGAGCUUUGGAAUCGUCAAGUUAUGGUUCGUUUCUUAUUCCCUCUCCCAUUAAGAUAAUCUCAUCCAAACGCGUAGUCAAUACAAGGUUUCCUCAAAAAAAAAUCAAAAAUAACGUAACGCCCGAUUACAGGAGGCUUUUAUAACUGAACUUACCAAAUAAUUGUUUUUAGACUGGUUCUCAAAGCUCUUAGAAUGAGAAAGGAUGUUCAGGUAACAUCGAAAAAUAUCCAAGCGGCUCGAGCCCUACUAUCAUCAAUAGCUGCCCAUGCUGCAUCUCUCAACGAUUUAUGGUAAUUUUUUUUUUUUCAUUAACUUAACCCAAACUCUCCCUACAUCUAUUUCGUGAAAUUUAGUACUUGUGUGUGAGAAAUAAAACAUUUUGAUUUUGAUUUGAACUUGGUAGCUUGAUGACGGAGAUUCUGGCUCAGAAGCUUCUUUUUUUGACCAUCCUUUUUAUCUUCUUCUUCUCUCAUUUUUUUUUCUGCUCAUGUAUGAGUCUGAGAAGUAGGUCUGGCCAUGUAUGAGUCUAAAUAGCGGUAACAAUAUUUCAAAGCAGAAAUAGUUCAAAUUUUUUUGCAUCUUUUUUACUAGCGUGUUGAAAGUUUGUUAAUUAAGGUAAUUUUACUUUGAGGCUAGGAAUCCCUCGAAAGUUUGGCUGAACACUUUUUGAUCGACUAGAUCAAGGUCCUGAAAGUCUCAACCUGCAAAACAUCCUAGUUUUUGAUAAACAAGGGCUCAAAGUCUUGAAAUGACCUAUUUUUUUUUACCGAUUUUAAGAGUUCUCCCUGGCUUUAAAGUGUCAUCAGCUCAAAAACUAUAAAUUUGUGCAGAUUAAGAUAUUCAGGAUCUUCUUCUGGUACAUUACGGAUUGUUCUGACCUUUUCAAUAAACUCAAAGUAAAAUGAAUUUUCUUGUUAGCUUUUCUACGGAAUUAAAAACGAAUCCAGACUUUUUCCAAUUAAAAAAAAUCUCAGGUAUCUUUGUCUGGUCUCAUGUCAGCAUCUGACGUGGCUUUUGGCAGUUCGUCCGACUCAAAUUGGGUUGUUCGGCCGCGAAACUCGGGAAGAUAGCCAAGGUUAUUUUCCUCUUAAUUUGGAUUGAAUGAGUUGAUUUUUCAGUCAAUGGACCUAUUACUAUCACCACCGCCGCUUUACCUGAUAUUGCUGUUUUGGUUAUCAAUCAGCCACAAUUUCUUUAUUGAAUAUAUAUUCUUUCAGGCUUCAAUGUUGGACAAGAUACCUCCAGCCGUCAUUCAUCUCGACGAUCAACAACUUUUGAGAGUUUUGGACGCCUUGAUGCGGUUGGUUUCAUUAAAAAAAUCGUUAUUAUAAAUUCGAAGUUAAAUAAAAAAAAUACUCAAUCAGUUUUUCUAAUGAAGAAUUUUUCAUUUUUAAGUUUUUUUCAAUCAAGUUUUUUUGUAUUAUAUUGGAAAUUUCUGUAUCCGAAGUUCAAAUUUUUCAUUUUAAUGAUUGAUUUUUUUGAGUUAUUUGUGGAAAAACAGUCUGAAUUUUUUUCCGCUGUUUUCAUUUUCUCAUGUCUCAAAAUUUUUGAAUAAACUGAAAUUGAAGAUUAAAUCAUGAAAACUAUUAAAUUUUUCCUAUCUCUCUCGAAUUUUUUUGCUCUUGCUGACAUGACCUUUUGAAAUGAUCACAAACAAUAAUUCACAGUCAUCAAAAAUAAGUUUCGGAGUGUUCAGCCAUUUAUUCCAAACAAAAAUCUGCAAGAUCGCGAUUUUAGAAAUUUCGUGAUACAAAAAGGUCGGAUACUACGAAAAUCGAUUUAAAAAAAGAAUUAUUAUUAAAAAAAGUAAAAAGAAACGGAUUUUCAGUUCAUCCGACGAAAAUCUGGCCGUGGCUGCGACUGGUCGCGAUUGCUCCCUCUUUUCCUUGGCUCUGAUCCUCCGGAAUUGUUCCCUCAACUUGGAACGACUUUCUGUCUUUUGGCAGAAAAUGUCGUCGCAUUUCAUCAAAGUAGAAGAUUAGGAGCUUUUUCUAGUUUCGAUUUUUGAACUUUUAGGUUUGCAAUCACACUUCUGUUUCGAUGCGAGAUUGGGCGGCGGUUGGUUUGACGUCGCUGGUCAAGCAGGCGAUGAAGACCAGGAGCACUAUGGAUCAGAAAGUGACUAUUAUUACUGAUUCAGAUUUCGUCUAUGCCUACAAGAAAGUGUCUGAGUUUGGGUCUAGUUCAAGCUUUUGUGUCCUUUGGGAGCAUGUUUAAAAACAAGAAAAUAUACCUUCCGAAAGCCAAAAGAAGUUGAAAAGCUGCUUCUCACGUGAUUUUCAGGGAAAAACCACAAAGUUCCCAAUUUCAUACUAAAAUACAUCUCAGACAUUUUCAAGUUCAAUCAGUCAAUCAAUCAAUUUAUUUAUUUUUCACAACAUCGGUAUGGUAUGGUGAUGUUGCAGGGAGGGAAAAAGACCACUAGGUGGAUUAACUAACCCCACCUGUGAAGAAAAAAAAAGUUAGAAAUAUUAAUUGACCUCGUUGAGAAAAAGCUAAAAUAAAUUUCUUCGAGGAGCAACAAGAGCUGUGUUUGUCGUCGUUGCUGGCGCUCUGCUCGAUUCCGCACAUCCAAGUCCGACGACGACAACUCGAUUGCGUCAUGUCGCUGCUCCAGACGGACGGCGCUCAGUUGACGCCGUCUCUCUGGCCCACAAUCAUUCAGAUCAUCUCCGCCAUCAUCGACAGCGACGUCAGGUCAGUGAAUAUUUAUUUGGAAGAAGAGUUCACCAGCCUAUUUCUUUUUUUACUUUUACAGAAGACUUUAGAGGCAUGCUUUUUAUUUUUUUUUAAUGCAAAAAUAAAAUUGAAAUGGCGCAGAACAAGUCUGCGCCUAACUACUAUUCAACGAAUCAAUUUUUACCAGGACUUCAAAGAAGUAAGGUUCACAUGUGUCUCCGCUUUUAUUCUGUUUAUGUGUCACUUAUAGGAGUUUCAACCAAGAAAUCAGGGGGACGGUGAAGAACAAAUGAGAAAGUGAAUCAUACCCUUCUUGCAUCACCAUUUUUGUUUUUUUGAUGAAAUUCAAUCUUCCAAAAAAAAAUUUUAAAUUAAUUUUUCUUCAAAUUUGACUCCGAAAUAAGUUCAGCAGUGAGCUGUCGUUAGUGAGGCAAGGAUACCUCGGUCUUCGCCUCGUCUCUUCCGAUUUUCUGCCUUCGAUCCCUUUCAACUGCGUUUCGGGGCUAGUGGAAGCCGUGGCUCGGUAUGGCAAGCAGAAUACCGAUCAGAAUAUCUCACUUUCUGCUUUGACCUUAUUAGUUUGUUUCUCUUCCGAAACAAGAAGACUUAUUUGCUGGUUCAGUGGACCAUUUCGGACUUCAUCUAUCGCAAAAUGGACAUCGUCGGCGCGGAUGAAUCAGAAAAGGUAGUUGAAAUACGAACUUCUUUGAACUCCUGAACGUUCCGAAGGUGUGGAUGGUGCUGUACACGUGCCUCUCGGAGUCGUGUGUUGACGCCAGAUUCGCCGUCCGGAAAAGCGCCUGUCAGACGCUCCUCCAGACCGUUACCGCCCAUGGACAUGCUCUAAGGUCGGCCGCCUGGAACGAGAUGAUUUGGCAGGUUGACAAGGGGUCCUGAACCUUCUCUAGAAAGCUCUUCAGAUAAUGAUCCCUUUGCUGGACAAAGUGAGGUCCCACACACGUUGCGCCUCAACUGAAAGGACCAACGAGGAGUUGAUCAUCCAUCAUUCGAGGGACACUGAGCAGGUUCUGGAAGGAUUUUAUUAAGGCCUCAUCAGGAAAGAAGAAAAAUCAUAAAAGGAAAGUGUUUAAAAAAACAACGUUUUUUUGAUUUUUAAAAUGAGUUUCUCUGGUGAAGAAAGUGUCAGUGAGCACUGCAAACUAAGGAACCUUGGAAAAAAAUUCCCAAAAACCCAAAAAAAGCAUUUUUUUGUUGUUAAUUUUGGAAGUUUCGUUUACUUUAGAACCUUCUUUUUUUAAUACCCAGUGCCCCAGUGUCGUUGGAAUAAUAAUUUGGAAUAAAGAAAACUUUCGAAAACAUAAAAAAAUUUAAGGUGAAAAUGAUUUGAAAUGUAGGGAAAGAUUCAGUUUUUUUACUCACUUCCUUUUAACGUUACGUUUCUUUUUUUCCGUUUCUUCGAGGUCAUUUUUUUCGGAAAAAUUUUUAUUAAUUUUUUUAUGAGCAUUCUUCAGAAACAAUGGGUGGAAACGUGCAUACACACACUGUCGGCCAUUUCGAAGAUUUUCAACUCUCAACGGAAAUCUUUGCUCGUUUUGGGUAGAUCCAAAUGAUGAACUGAAUUUUGAAAGGAUUAUGUUCAGACGAUUUUGGCGGUGUUUGGGAGGCCCUGAUGAGUUAUUUGGAAUGGGCGGCCUGCUAUGAAAACGCCGAACUUUCUCUUUCCGCCAUCAAAAGCUAUCAGGAGGUUAGUAGAGUCCAUUAUAAUUCAUAAACAGUUUGUCUCAGUUGAAAUUUACAUGAGUUUGCAGUUAUUAAAAUAUAUUUUAUUAGUGGUCGAGGGUGUGCAAAGCAGUAACUUGCGUUUCUUAAUGGUAUAUAAUUUCAUGAUCGAAAUAUGAUUCAUUCACAGUUUACUAUAAAAAAAAUAGACAUAAACUCAUUUUUUUAUACAAUUAUUAGUAGUCCAGAAUGUAAAAGAAAAGAAGCUUCGCUUAGAAAAAGGGUCUAUCGAUACAAAUUUCAGUGAUUCAUAAAUUUUCUUCGGAAAUUUCAACAUCAUUCCAAAGUUUUAUAGGUUCUACUGGGCCGAAUAUCCACUCAGACGCUCAAUAUAAACAGUCACGAGAAGAACAGCGGGUUCGUUUUUCUUUUUCGAAUAAAGUGUUCGCCUCGGCUCUAAUGACUGUCUGGCUUGUCUGCGCUCUCUUUUCUCUAAAUUUUUUUUUCUUAAUUUCAUUAUUUUUCUAUAUAGUUUUGUAUGAAACGGUGCGGUCGCCUGGCGUUUUGGCGCUACUUCAAAAUCAUCUCAUGAUUAGGACGCUUCUUGAAAAUUAGUAUUAUUUAUUGUUUUUGUAAAAGUACAAUAGCUCCUUUUUUAAGAAAUAUUUUAUGUAAUAACUAGCUUAAUUUGUCGAAAAGAAGUGUGAAAACACCCAAAAAUGCGUUGAAAAUUUUAACUGCAACAAAAAAAAACGCGGCCUGGCCGAUUUGCACGUACUGCACGGGCAAAGUCUAGAAGGACCUAAAAUAAACCUUUGAAAAAAAAAGCAUCAGCAUCAUCUUGAUCUUUUUUCAAAAGUAAAAAAAGGAUUUCGAGAAACUUUUGACACCUUUUUAGGAACUCAAAAAGGAGCUCUAAACUCUUUUUUUGACCUUUGCCGGGUCUAAAUGCUGCGUACUGUUGUUUUAAAAUCAGAAAAGGGUAUGAUGGCGAAAAUCCAAAAAAAAAAGCACAGCGUCAAACGAAAAAAUUUGAAAAAUUAAGAAAGUACCAAAAUACGUUUUCAUUAAUAGAAAUUUUUCUUCUCAGAACUGAUUCUGUACUCGAUGUGGCUGCCCCAGAAUUGCCCUUGAAGCAGUGGCUCGAGUCUUGGCAGGUUUUUGACCAUUUUUGUCUUCAUAAAGACUUUUUGCAUUUUUCCAGACUUGGCUGAAAAUCUCGCGUGGACUUGCGAGGCUCGGAUCUUCAGCCACGAUUCACUUGCAGAGUAGCUUUUUCUCCAAUAUUCUCUCACUCAAAUUCCGCAUUUUUAAGAUGAAAACGGAGGGAAGUCUCUGUAUGUACCCGGUCCAUCUCACUUGACGACCUUGCUGCACGUCUUCCCGCCGUUAUUCGACAACAUCUCCAAGAAUAUCACCGUAGAUGAUCUGAAAUACGAGAGCUUGCCAACAGUUCUGGAGGUUUAUUUUUUUCUAGUAGUGGAGUAUUGUUAAACAAGAAAAAAUUUCAAAUUAUAGAAGAAUAGAAACCGUUAACGGAGAAAAUCCGGAAAAAAAACGAAACAGUUGGGAAUUUUAUUGGUGAAAUGAAAUUCUUAAAGCCUUUUUAUUGGGUAAUCCGAAUCAGAAAGAUAAUUUUAUAACUGAACUCCUGAGAUGUCUCAUCAAACCUACCUCGAAUCAACAUUAUCCGAAGCUUUGAAAUUUCACAUUUUCUUAUUGUUGCUCAUGUUAGCAACUUCAAUUUUUGAAAAAGAGAAUCCUGACGUUGAAAACUUUUGUUAUCUGAAAGUGCUCUGAAAAAAAGUUUGGUUUUUCAAUAUUGAAACUGAAAAUACAAAUCAUUUUAUCUAACAGGAGAUGUCAUCCUACUUGUAAAUAUGGACUUUAAAAUUAAUGUCCCACUUUUUUGAGCUAUCGAAGAUACUCAAAAUUCCAAUUCUUGAAUUCAAAAUUUUAAGACCCUGGAAAGUAAAUAAAAAAAUGGCUGAUUUUGAUAGGGGAUGCUUCGAAUUUGUAGUUCCCUACAAAAUGUUCAAGAAACUUUUUUUUUUGUGGAAACAGGGUUUUUUUUUAAUUAGGACUUCACAAAUUUCCAUCGAGUAAGUCAAGGUUCUUUCCCUUUCUCAGUAAAAUACGGAAGCUUGAAUAUAUUAACGCACUUUGUGAACCACGCUGCUUUUCUUAAAUUGAGGAUUUUUAAGAGUAUGAUCAACGUGCCGAUCCCAUCAGAACAAGUUCCAUUCGUUCUUCCCUCGUCCUCCACCCACCUGACACCGACCCAAGAAGCUCUUCUUGACGCUGUUAAAAUUAUUUAUGUGGUAAUUCUUGUAUUUCUCUAUUUUUAUAAAAAAAAUCUUCAAGGAAUGCACGAUGGCGGGAAGUUCUUUGAGAGCUGCGAUCCCUGACCAAAUUAGGCUUUUGCUUCGAUUCGCCGCUUUGGCCACUGCAAAAAUCACUCACAAAGUGGCUCCCGGUGGACAAAAGAGCUAUGUCAGUUUCUCAAGAAAAAAAAAGAAAUGUUUUUCGAUAAUUUCAGAGAGAAUACGCGAUGAACUGCAUCGUCCCAUUCGCAGAGUAUUCCCUCCGGAUGGCCGUCGAUUUUUUCAUUCAAACGGCUUCAUUUCCGGAAACGUCCAACUCAAUGAUUAUUGUCGACAUUUUGAAGGUUUUGAGGACGAGAAACUCUCAAAAAAUUGAAGGGAUAAGUUGAAAUUGGCUUUAAAUGUGUUCCUUUUUUCGAAUCCAAGGUCUUAUUCUCUUCGUUUUUUUCAGUACAUUUCGAAGAUCUCAAUUUUUUUCUCUGAAUUAAAAAAAUAUAUCGUUGACUCAGCCUAUUUUUUUCUUGUCUUGAAACGAUGUGAAGUCUUUUUUUAAGGAAAAAAAUAUUUUGGAUUUUAACUCAGAUAAUCAACCGUUGAGCCCGGCCUCAAUCUUAUUUUCUCCUCGGCUUUAGUAAGACGCUGCAUGCUGAAACAAUUAAGAAUUGAUAGAUUCGAAAGGAAGUUUUCCAAAUUUUUCUAGAACAAUUUUCAUUUUUUUUUUGGAGCGCUUCAGAAGUUUCAUAUUCAUAAAAUCCAUUUUCACGUCCGGGGCUUCAUUUGAUAAUUAUUUCACCAUUUUUUAUUUCUUGUUUUUCAGUUCCUUGGAGAACCGCUUUAUCUCAAGUACACAUGCAUAUCGCCAAACACCUGGAAAUUAGCAGCCAUUUCUUUGAUGUCUGUUUUAAAAACGGCUAUCCCAAAUGCGCGGCAGAAUGGUAGGGGCUCUUGAAAAUUUCUCCGUUAAUCAAACAUUUUCCAGCAGAAAAGUUCUCAAGUCUUUGGCCAGCGCUGUGCGAAACGAUGGAGAAGUUCUUGUUUUCACCAAAGUGGGUUUUUUUUCCUGAAAGUUUCCUGAAAAAAGGUAUCUAAAAAGUCUGUUAUUAUAUUUUAUCCUACGGUUAAGGACCUUUUGAAUGAUCUUUUGUAUUUUAAACACUUUAGCAAUUCGUUUUUUCCUAUCUGUUGAUUUUCUCAACUGAACGCUUUUUUUUCAUUUCAGCGGCUGCAGCCGACUGGCAGCAGAUGAGCGCAAGAGAGACGAGCUUCUGGAAUGUCAGGUUGGGGAGUCGGACUCCUGAAAGGGUUGUAAUUGGGGAUACAGGCGAUCGAGGUGAUCCGGACGGAGAUCCUGCCUUAUGCGUCAAGGCUGCCACCUGAAGAUGUUCAGCGCCUUAUCGCCCUUCUUCAUCGCGGCUCCAUUUCGCAGCUCGACCCGACGGAUGUUCUUGGUUCGUUGAUAAGAUUACUGAUUCACGCUUGACUGAUGUCUUCUUUUUUCAUAACCAGCUGAUAAGAUUCAUGACACCCUACUUUGAGCUCUUUUCUAACCACGUAGAAAAAUGUUAAUUAGUUUGUAUUGAUAUGAUUACUGAUUUAUUCUUUAAAAAGUUUUUUCAUAACCAGGUUCCUGAUUUUGAAGUUUUGUACUGAUAAGAUUUCUGAAAACCUCAGCUGAACUUUUUUUUCAACCGGGGUAAAUUGAACUGCGUUUUUAUGUAUAAGAUUAAUGUUUCAUGCAAAAGAGAGCUGUUCUUACCGAGAAAAAUGUUUUGUUUUCGUUGAAUUUUCAUUCACUCUUUAUUUUUUGACACUGCUUUCUUUCCGCAACUGCGAAAGUUAGGCCUUUUUUAAGUGUUUUUUCGACCUUCACGAUAAUUAUGACGGUUUUUCUUUUACCUUGUAUUUUAUGAUCCUCAAACUUUUUUGAUAACUCAAGAGAGACAGGAAAAAUGGGUAACGUCUGAUUAAACUUUUUACAUAAUUUGUAAAUUUCUAAUUUUUUUCGACAAAAAAAUGAUCCAGAAAAAAAUGUCGUAGAGAAAAAGAAGUAAUUAUAAUUUGAAAAAAAUUAAAAAAAAUCGUUCUGAUUAUCGUAAAAGUCGAUAUGAAAAUUUACCGUCCGUGCUAACUUCCGUAGUUGACCUUUCUGUUUCUUCAAUCUGGGCUUCUAACAAUGCUUAUUUCCAACUUUAACUUCACAACUUUCCAUGCAAACUAACACUGUUCUGAGUUAACUUCUCGGCAGCAUGCUCAUGCAUUUUCUUUAGCUUCAGACUCGCACGCGCAACGUUCCGAACUGGCCAAGGCCUGUUUCGACGCUCUCCUUAACACUUCUGGCGGAGAAGAAGACGAGAAGCUUGGAAAUGUCGCUGUCACGAGUCUUCUCCAGCGCUGCACACAGGUCGCUCUCCAAAUAUGGCUUCUGCUGAGAAUAUCGCUAUUUUUAGGUGAUGGCCGACUUCAUUCGCGACGCCACUUCCGCCGGUGAUUUUCAGCUGCCGAGGUCGAGGGUUGGCGAGGCCGUGACGGCUCUUCAAGCUAUUGAUUCAUUAAUUGGAAGGCUAGCCAGGUAAUCUGCUCAUUUUCUGUCAAAAUAGGAAAAAAUCAGUUACGCAAAUCUUUGGCUCACUUUUCUUCAAGUGUUUUUGAAUUUUUGAUCUGUUUUAUAAGCCUAGUUCUACCUCUUUCAGAAGUCCCAAGGCGACGGAACUUUACUCACAGCUCGUCUCUCUGUUCCCUUCGAUCGUCGACGUCAUUCCCUGUGCUGGAGCUGAUCCAGCUCUCCAGGCCCAGCUUAUCAAGACGCUCAAGUCUUUUCAGACCUUGCUCCUCCUCCAGAACAUUCCUCAAUAUUCUCAAGCGUGA
Molecule: messenger RNA, 21071 nt
Organism: Caenorhabditis auriculariae
Lineage: Eukaryota; Metazoa; Nematoda; Chromadorea; Rhabditida; Rhabditidae
Source: the annotation of a GenBank genome assembly